Molecule: messenger RNA, 516 nt
Organism: Rotaria sp. Silwood2
Lineage: Eukaryota; Metazoa; Rotifera; Eurotatoria; Philodinida; Philodinidae
Source: the annotation of a GenBank genome assembly
AUGAGCGAACAUUUUGUCCAAAAACUUUUCGAUCAUACGUUGUUUCAAGACAAUACUAUUCAUGGUUGUGGUUUAUUAGCUCGUAGUCUUAUACAAGCACAACUAGUAUCACCAUUUUAUACACCUGUUUAUGCUACAUUAGUAUCUGUUAUAAAUAGAAAGUUUCCAGAAAUUGGUGAAUUAAUUCUUCAACGUCUUAUAAUAACAUUUCGACAUACAUAUCAACGAAAUGAUAAAACUAAUUCUUUAUCAGCAAUAAAAUUUCUUUCCCAUCUUAUUGAUCAAAAUGUUUUACAUGAUAGAAUUCUAUUACAAAUCCUUAUUCUUUUACUUGAAAAUAAAACAAAUAAUAGUGUUCAAUUAGCUAUUAAACUUAUAAAUGAAUGUGAACAACAAUUAUCACAACCUAAUCCACGUGAAUUAGAUUUGAUUUUUACAACAUUAAGAAAUUUAUUACAUGAAGCAUCUUUAGCAAAACAUACACAAUAUAUAAUUGAAGUUUUAUUUGCUGAAUGA